Molecule: messenger RNA, 2180 nt
Organism: Asparagus officinalis (garden asparagus)
Lineage: Eukaryota; Viridiplantae; Streptophyta; Magnoliopsida; Asparagales; Asparagaceae
Product: phospholipase A-2-activating protein
Exons: 19
Coding region: 63-1670 (535 amino acids)
Biological process (GO): ubiquitin recycling; proteasome-mediated ubiquitin-dependent protein catabolic process
Cellular component (GO): nucleus; cytoplasm
Molecular function (GO): ubiquitin binding
Source: RefSeq, a predicted model, not a curated record
GGGUUCCCUCUUAAUCCUUCUCCAUCAGAUUGUGGGCAUUAACUGGCCAAGUCUUGCUAGAGAUGGUAGGACAUACCUCUUUGGUUUAUUCUGUGGAUGCACACUCAUCAGGACUUGUUGCUAGCGGUAGUGAAGAUCGGUUUCUGAAGAUAUGGAAAGAUGGGUUAUGCAUUCAGAGCAUUGAACAUCCUGGUUGUGUUUGGGAUGCAAAAUUCCUGAAAAAUGGGGAUAUUGUGACAGCAUGCUCUGAUGGUGCUGUGCGUAUUUGGACAUCACAUAAAGAUCGGAUCGCUGAACCCCUGGAACUUGAAGCCUAUGCCAUUGAACUUGUUGAAUACAAGAAUGCAAGGAAAAAAGUUGGUGGCCUGAAGUUGUCAGACCUUCCUGGUUUAGAAGCUUUGCAAAGCCCAGGCUCUUCUGAUGGACAGACAUUAGUUGUUAGGGAAGGGGAUAAUGGAGUGGCUUACUCAUGGAAUUUAAAGGAGCAGAAGUGGGAUAAAAUUGGAGAAGUUGUCGAUGGACCAGGAGAUAACACUUCUAAUCGAGUUCAUAACGGCGUUCAAUAUGAUUAUGUUUUCGAUGUUGACAUUGGAGAUGGUGAGCCCAUCCGGAAACUACCAUACAAUCGGGGAGAUAAUCCUUAUGAUGCUGCUGACAAGUGGCUUCUGAAAGAGAAUCUUCCUCUUGCAUACAGGCAGCAAGUAGUAGAAUUCAUCCUGCAAAAUGCUGGGCAAAAGGACUUUUCACUGGAUACAUCAUUUCGGGAUCCUUACACUGGGUCCAGCGCUUAUGUUCCUGGACCAUCUUCUUCAUACGGUGGUGCAUCAAAGCCUUCAUUCAAGUACAUCCCGAAGAAAGGGAUGCUUCUCUUUGACACUGCACAGUUUGAUGGAAUUCUGAAGAAAAUAACUGAAUUCAAUUCAGGACUACAUUCUAGCAUGGAGCUCAACUCAUUAUCAUUGACGGAUUCCGAUUUGUCAAGGUUGGCCGCCAUUACACAUGUAUUAAAGGAUACAUCCCAUUAUCACUGUAGUGCAUUUGCAGAUAUUGACAUGGCUUUACUAAUAAAGGUUUUACAAUCCUGGCCAUCCUCAAUGAUGUUUCCAGCAAUUGAUAUCUUAAGAAUGACAAUCCUGCAUCCAGACGGUGCUAGUCAGCUUCUGAAGUACAUCGAUGGAGGGAAAGAUAUACUUAUGGAAAUACUGAAGAAAGCUACAACAGCUCCCAUGCAGGCAGCAAAUCUUUUGACUGUCAUUCGUGCUAUUGCAAAUCUCUUCAAGCAUCCACAUUUUGCUCAGUGGCUACAACGAAAUUGCAGUGAGAUUCUUGAUGCAAUAUCAAGCUGUCAGCCGUCAUUUAACAAGAAUAUACAUUUAUCUUACUCUACAUUGGUUUUGAAUUAUGCUGUUCUAUUGAUCCAACUAAAGGAUAAAGAAGGCCAAGCUCAAGUUCUCUCAGCAGCUCUUGCAAUUGCUGAGGACGGGAAUCAAGAUGUUGAUUCAAGAUUUCGAGCACUCGUGGCUGUUGGAUCACUUAUGCUCGAUGGUCUUGUCAAGUCGAUUGCAAUUGAUUUUGACGUUCAAAGCAUUGCGAAAGAGGCAAAAGCCUCCAAGGAAACAAAGCUUUCGGAAGUUGGAGCUGAUAUAGAGCUUCUACUCAGAUCUUCUUAGAAACCCGAUAUACUUUGCUCAUUCAGGGAACUGUUCAGAUGAAACUGAGGUUAGGAUAUCAACUGAAAUUGAUAGGCAUGCAACUGAAAACAAAGGCCCAAAGACAUUUGAGACUCAAGUAAAUUGCGGUAUUAUGAAUUGUUGCCUCCAUAGUGAGCAAAGGGUUGCUCCAGGAAAAUAUAAACUUAACCUUCUAAAGGCCAAUACCAACUAGACAAAUUUUUUUCUUUGUUUACAGUGAAAACAUUUGGAUACGUAAGGCUCGAGUUUCAUUGUCUUCUGAAUUCCUUGGAUCUUAGUCCAGAUCACUCUGAUUGUUAGAACUCUCAAUCAAACUCGAGCCUUGUUGAGAUUGAGCUUCUAAGCAUCAGUUUAGAUUUAUCUGUGAAUGCAAACCAUCAAAUUUGGGGUCCUAUUUUUGUCCCCUACUUUAUUUGUGAUGAACAAUGAAUAUCUUCUAAAAUCACUAUGUUUCAGUUGUGCUCGGUAGAGGUGUGUUGGUUUUCUUCA